Messenger RNA from Penicillium canescens, 1905 nucleotides. RefSeq lists its product as uncharacterized. The coding region runs from base 1 to 1905 and encodes 634 amino acids. Lineage: Eukaryota; Fungi; Ascomycota; Eurotiomycetes; Eurotiales; Aspergillaceae. The transcript is spliced from 2 exons. The record is from RefSeq and is a predicted model, not a curated record.
AUGCACAACCAAGCCAAAAUAUCCACAAGUCUACACCCAAACAUCCCAACAGACAUAAACCCAGCAAAGCGCGCAUCAACCGCAAUCCCAAACGACAACCCAUUCACACCGCUCACAAUGCGAGCUCUCUACUUCACACCCCAAGGGACAACAAAAGACCUCCCGGACAGCACACAAGGCGACGGUAAAUCGCUCGACGAAACCAAAACCACCAUCCGCAAACACGGCUCGGGUCUAGUCCUGGACACAAGCUUCCCAACACCACAACCCUCAGCCCACCAAUACCUCCUCAAGGUCCGAACAGCAGCCUUCUGCCACGACGAAAUAAGGCUCGCCUCGGCGCUGAAUCCGCAAAAGACAACACCCCAAAUCCCACUGCAUAGUCUCUGCGGCACGGUUAUCAGUACACCCCGCGAAGACGACGACCGGGAUGAAGGUCCACGCUUCCGGAUCGGAGAGGUGGUCUUUGGGUUGUUGAGUUAUACGCGGGACGGGGGCGCGGCGGAUUAUGCGGUUGCGUGUGAGGCGGAGUUGGCGCUUAAACCGGGCAAUAUUACUGCAGCUGAGGCGGCGGCGUUGGCUUUGCCUGCGCUCACGGCUUGGCAGGCGCUUUUUCGAUAUGCGGGGCUUGAUCCGGAUGUUCCUGGCGGUUUGGAUGAGGAUGGGGAUGCGGGGGGGGAAUGGGACUGGAAGAAUACUCUUGCCAAUGAUCCUGCUUAUGGGUUCGGGAAGUUUACGGGCCAUGGGAGUGGGGUUAGAAAUGGGAAUGCUGUUGGCGGGGAUGGGAGGAAUGAGUUUCAUGGGAGUGCUGUUGAUGCCAAUUUUAAGGAGCAGCGUGGGAGUUUGGGGAAUGAUUUGGCCAGUGGUGGUGGAAGUGGGAGUGGUGAGAAUGGGCACUGGGUUUGGCAAUGGAAUCGCCGUGGUACGAUUCUCGCUGGCAAUGGGGGCAAGAAUAAUCACAUGCCUCUUGCCCCUGGCUCUGGCGCUGGCGCUGGUUCUGGUUCUGGCAGAGUGAGCAGCACCCCGACCCCGGACCUAGAUAGACAACGCCGCAACACGCUCCAAAACCUGACGAGUAGCAAUGCACGUCGUGGCAGUCUGUUCAGCCUGAUCAACGGACAUCGCGAGAGUCAAUCCAGCGCCAAUCGGAAUGGCAGUGGCAACGAAAGCGGCAAUACCCUACUAAACCUGGUCAACGGCAAUGGAAGCCGAAACGGUCAAUCAAGUGGCAGUAUCACGAGAAGGAUCAGUGACAGUAUCAGCGGCAGUAUCAAUGCAACCAGAAGGAAUUCAGACCCAUCGAUCAGACUAUUGAUCACAAACGCUCGAGACAACGAAGUCGGCCGCAUCGCAGUCCAACUCCUACGAGCAGAGACACUAUUCCCAGCCACAGUCCGGCCCUGGAUCUGUGUGACCUGCACCAAAGCCGAAGAAGAGAUCAUCAGACAAGAGUGGGACGUUGACGGGGUAAUCGUGAUUCCGCAUCUACCUCUUCCAGCCGAAUGUGAUAUCGGGGGCACGUUCAAGUGCCAGCGCUGGCCGCCUGUUGAUAUCGUGCUGGACUGUACUGGCGGCGAGGUAUUCCGGCAAGCGCAUGCUCCCCGCGUCAUUAAGAACUACGGGGCAGUGAUGACUGUUGUAGAGGCGCGGUGUGCGGAUCAGCCUCUUUAUCCUGCUGAGCGGGAUAUCCUCGGGCAUCGGAAGAGGGGGAUCAAGACUCGGUUUGUUCCUCCUAAUCCGGAUGGGGAGGCUAUGGCGCGCAUUGCGGAUUUGGUGGAGAGGAAUCUUGUUCGGGGACAGGAGGAUACUGUUGUUGAUCUUGAGAGGGCGGUUGAUCUUUUGGCUGGGAUGGCUGCUGGGACUGCCGGGAGUCGGAAGGGGAGGAUGAUGGUUGUUAGGCUUUAA